GAUUGCUGCUUUAUUUCCUUGUGUCUCACCUUUGGCUAUCAACUUCCUAUCUAUUGCAAUUUUCAGGGGAUGAUAUCAAAACAAAAAUGUUCGACUGUGGUUACAAAUCACAAUACAUUGAAGGCCAGAAGGAGAAAUUUGUAAGGUUGGAGGAGUCAAGUCCAAGGGUAUCAUUUGCCUCUGAAGCAGACAGAAUGAACAAAUGUGGGUUUCACAUUCAGGGACUUGGUCAAAAGUCUCAUAAUCCUUCUAAAUCUUUUAAGAAAGGAGUGAUGAGGGGAUCAGGAGGGCUAAUAUCAAUCGGCCGUUCCCUCCGAUCUGGUGUUUCUAGAGCAGUUUUCUCUGAAGAUCUCAAGACAUCAGAGAAAAAAAUAUUUAAUCCUCAAGAUCCAUUUCUCCUUAAAAUGAACAAUAUAUUUGUGGCAUCAUGCUUUCUAGCUGUAGCAGUAGAUCCAUUGUUCUUCUAUCUCCCUAUAACUGACCCAGAAUCCAGCUGCCUUGGUAUAGACCACCAUUUAGCAACUAGAUCUACAGCAUUGCGGACACUUGUCGAUGCCUUCUAUCUCAUUCGUAUGGCUAUUCAGUUUCGCACUGCUUACAUUGCUCCUUCAUCCCGUGUUUUUGGUAGAGGCGAGCUUGUGAUCGACCCUACGCAGAUAGCGUUUCAAUACUUACAAUGCUACUUCAUCAUUGAUUUUCUUGCGGUGUUACCACUUCCUCAGAUUGUGGUUUGGAGUUACCUUAAUGGUUCAAAGAAUUCGAGUUCAUUAGAUAUAAAGAAUUCAUUAUUAUUCAUCAUCACAUUUCAGUAUAUACCAAGGAUGGUUAGAACUUUUCCUUUGACAACAGAAUUGAAAAGAACUGCUGGCAUCUUUGCUGAAACUGCUUGGGCUGGUGCAGUGUAUUAUCUACUAUGGUAUAUGCUUGCUGGUCAUGUAGUUGGUGCUUUCUGGUACUUAUUAUCAGUAAACCGUGAAAAUGACUGCUGGCAAACAGCUUGCAAGAUGUUUGAAGGAUGUGACGUGAACUAUUUGUAUUGUGGCAAUGAAUAUCUUGAUGGCUAUGAUCUAUGGCUCAAUGCCAGCAAGACAGCCCUUGAUCAGCACUGCUCAGUAUCAGAUGACAAUGCAGAAUUCAACUUUGGAAUUUACACACAGUGUUUAACAUCCGGAAUUGUUUCGUCCACUUACUCCAUCUCCAAACUUUGCUAUUGCUUAUGUUGGGGCUUGCAAAACCUUAGUACCCUUGGCCAAGGUCUUAUAACAAGCACUUAUCCAGGAGAGGUCAUAUUCUCCAUAUCCCUUGCUAUAUUUGGACUUAUUCUCUUUUCACUACUAAUUGGAAAUAUGCAGACUUUUCUUCAGUCACUGACACUAAGACUCGAAGAGAUGAGAUUGAAAAGGCGCGAUUCAGAGCAGUGGAUGCACCAUCGCUUGUUGCCACAAGAACUCCGAGAGCGUGUUCGGAGGUACGACCAAUACAAAUGGUUAGAGACAAGAGGAGUAGAUGAAGAAAGCUUAGUUCAAAAUCUACCCAAGGACCUCAGACGAGACAUCAAGCGCCAUCUUUGUUUAGGUUUGGUCAGAAGGGUGACUCUGUUUGCCAACAUGGACGAGAGGCUGCUCGAGGCGAUAUGUGAAAGGCUCAAACCAAGUCUAUACACAGAGUGGACCUACGUCGCAAGAGAAGGCGAUCCAGUUGACGAAAUGCUCUUCAUAAUCCGUGGCCGAUUGGAGAGUGUGACCACAGAUGGUGGCAGAAGUGGGUUCUUCAACAGGAGCAUACUGAAGGAAGGUGACUUCUGCGGCGAAGAGCUGUUGACGUGGGCUUUGGAUCCCAAGUCCGGAUCCAGCCUUCCAUCCUCCACCAGGACUGUGAGAGCCUUGUCAGAGGUAGAAGCCUUUGCAUUGAUUGCAGAUGAACUGAAGUUUGUGGCAGGCCAGUUCAGGAGGCUCCACAGCAGGCAGCUGCAGCACACCUUCAGAUUCUACUCGCAGCAGUGGAGGACAUGGGCAGCCUGCUUCAUCCAAGCUGCAUGGAGGCGCUACUCGAAGAGGAAGGCGGCCGAGCUCCGGCGGAGGGAGGAAAUGGCUGAGAUGGUCGGCUUUGGUGCUCCCAGUCUUGGUGCAGCCAUCUACGCCUCUCGGUUCGCAGCCAACAUGCUUAAAGGAGUUUAUAGGAAGCGGAGUAUCAGUGCCAUGAACAUAGUGCCAUUGCCCAAGCCUCAUGAGCCAGAUUUUGGUGCAGAAGAUGGCUAGUGAUUUGUCAUUGUAGACAGAAUCUCUUUGGAAGAAAUUCUAUAUGAGCAUCAAAAACACAUAGGAGAGAAGAAAUAAAAAUAUUUUAUUUCUUGAUUAAACUUCCAUUUCUUAUUGAAAUACUUGAUCAA
Molecule: messenger RNA, 2389 nt
Organism: Zingiber officinale
Lineage: Eukaryota; Viridiplantae; Streptophyta; Magnoliopsida; Zingiberales; Zingiberaceae
Product: probable cyclic nucleotide-gated ion channel 5
Exons: 7
Coding region: 87-2258 (723 amino acids)
Biological process (GO): monoatomic ion transport; transmembrane transport
Cellular component (GO): membrane
Molecular function (GO): monoatomic ion channel activity; protein binding
Source: RefSeq, a predicted model, not a curated record